AUGAACGGCACUUGUUUGAGCUUCGAUAACCCGAUCCGAGACGCCAUUUCCCGGAUCCGGUUUGCUCCCGCCUCGAACAAUCUCCUCAUUUCCUCAUGGGACUCGGUUCUUCGGCUUUACGAUGUGGAUGAAUCCGAGGUCCGACUGGAAAAUCCGACGAUCGGAGGCGCAGCCCUUCUCGAUUGUUGUUUCGAGAGUGAGUCGGUGGCUCUAACGGCUAAUUCCGAUGGUUCAGUUGUCAGGUAUGAUAUGCGAUUGGAAAACAACAAUGCAAUAGGAAAACAUGAAGACGCAGCAAACUGUGUUGAGUACUCUGAGGAAACAGGUCAAAUUAUUACUUCUGGUUGGGAUAACAGCAUAAAGUUUUGGGAUGCACGGUCUGGCAGUUCUGCAGGAUGUUUGAGUAAUCUUGUUGCGGGAGUCGAAUCUAUGUCACUUUCUGUUUUCAAUUUGAUGGUUGCUCUCAAGUCUUCAGUGCAUAUGUAUGACUUGCGUUACUUAGAUAGGGAGGUGCGGGUUAAAGAACCUUUCACAGGCAUCCAUGUAAAAUGUGUCCGCUCAAGUUCAAAUUUAGGAGGAUUUAUGACUGGAUCUAUAGAUGGGAGGGUUGCGUUGGAAUAUUUCGGUGAUUCCAGCUCUGAGAAAGAUGGAUAUGCAUUCAAAUGCCAUCCAAAGAGCACAGAUGGAAGAUAUCAUCUGGUAGCUGUAAAUGAUAUUGCUUUCAAUCCAGUCUUAUGCGGUGUCCUCAUUACUGGUGACAAUGAGGGUCAUGCUAUAAUGUGGGAUGUUCAGAGCAGGAGACGCUUAACGGAGUUACCAAGACAUCCCAGUUCUGUUGCUUCACUGGCUUAUAAUCAUGAUGGACAGCUUUUGGCAGUUGCAUCAAGUUAUACUUACCAGGAAGCUAAUGAAAGGUUACUUGGCUUGCCUUACACAUUUGAGUUUCUUUAG
This is a messenger RNA of Striga hermonthica, 951 nucleotides long. Lineage: Eukaryota; Viridiplantae; Streptophyta; Magnoliopsida; Lamiales; Orobanchaceae. The record is from the annotation of a GenBank genome assembly.